Condylura cristata (star-nosed mole) is the source of this 15708-nucleotide messenger RNA. RefSeq names its product SMG1 phosphatidylinositol 3-kinase-related kinase (gene SMG1). Gene Ontology annotation, molecular function: protein binding; protein serine/threonine kinase activity. Lineage: Eukaryota; Metazoa; Chordata; Mammalia; Eulipotyphla; Talpidae. Gene Ontology annotation, biological process: phosphorylation; nuclear-transcribed mRNA catabolic process, nonsense-mediated decay. The transcript is spliced from 63 exons. The record is from RefSeq and is a predicted model, not a curated record. Gene Ontology annotation, cellular component: nucleus. Bases 382 to 11358 code for a protein of 3658 amino acids.
GUGCGGCAGCGGCGGGCGGAGUCGGGAGGCGGGGAAGCUGUGGUUGUGUGAGCGUGAGGAGCCGCCGCCACCGCCUCCUCCUCGCCGUCCUCCUCCUCCUGGGCCCGGGCGUCGCGGGCCGCGCACGGCCCUGGAAGAGACGUCGCCUCCCCUUCCUCCGCCUCCCCCUGGCCGCGCCGCUCCCGCCUCCUCGUCCUGCGCUGCGGGCUCAGGCGGAACCCGGAACGGCCGUCCGCCUCCCCCGCCCUCCGCCGCCUCCUCCUCCUCUUCGGCUUCCUUCUCACCCCCGGGCCGGAGCGGAGUGUCGGCGGCCGCCGGUUCGGGCGGCGACUCGCGCUUCUUCGGGCGGCGGCGCUUGGCCAUGUCGUGUCGGGGAAGGUAAUGAGCCGCAGAGCCCCGGGGUCUCGGCUGAGCAGCGGCGGCGGCGGCGGCACCAAGUACCCGCGGAGCUGGAAUGACUGGCAACCCAGAACUGAUAGUGCAUCAGCCGACCCAGAUAAUUUAAAAUACUCCUCAUCCAGAGAUAGGGGUGUAUCUUCCUCUUAUGGACUGCAACCUUCGAAUUCAGCUGUGGUGUCUCGGCAAAGGCACGAUGAUACCCGAGUGCAUGCUGACAUACAGAAUGACGAAAAGGGUGGCUACAGUGUCAAUGGAGGAUCUGGGGAAAAUACUUAUGGUCGGAAGUCGAUGGGGCAAGAGCUGAGGGUUAACAAUGUGACCAGCCCUGAGUUCACCAGUGUUCAGCAUGGCAGUCGUGCGUUAGCCAUCAAAGACAUGAGGAAAUCACAGGAGCGUUCGAUGUCUUAUUCUGAUGAGUCUCGACUGUCGAAUCUUCUUCGGAGGAUCACCCGGGAAGACGACAGAGACCGAAGACUGGCUACUGUAAAGCAGUUGAAAGAAUUUAUUCAGCAACCAGAAAAUAAGCUGGUACUAGUUAAGCAGUUGGAUAAUAUCUUGGCUGCUAUACAUGAUGUGCUUAAUGAAAGUAGCAAAUUGCUUCAGGAGUUGAGACAGGAGGGAGCUUGCUGUCUUGGACUUCUUUGUGCUUCUCUGAGCUAUGAGGCUGAGAAGAUCUUCAAAUGGAUUUUUAGUAAAUUUAGCUCAUCUGCAAAAGAUGAAGUUAAACUCCUCUACUUAUGUGCCACCUACAAAGCACUGGAGACUGUAGGAGAAAAGAAAGCCUUCUCAUCUGUAAUGCAGCUUGUAAUGAGCAGCCUGCAGUCCAUUCUUGAAAAUGUGGAUACACCAGAAUUACUUUGCAAAUGUGUUAAGUGCAUUCUUUUGGUGGCUCGAUGUUAUCCUCAUAUUUUCAGCACUAAUUUUAGGGAUACAGUUGAUAUAUUAGUUGGAUGGCAUAUAGAUCAUACUCAGAAACCUUCACUAACACAGCAAGUGUCUGGGUGGUUGCAGAGUUUGGAGCCAUUUUGGGUAGCUGACCUUGCAUUUUCUACCACACUUCUUGGUCAGUUUCUGGAGGACAUGGAAGCUUAUGCAGAGGAUCUCAGCCAUGUGGCUUCUGGGGAGUCAGUGGAUGAAGAUGUUCCUCCUCCAUCAGUGUCAUUACCAAAGUUGGCAGCACUUCUCCGGGUAUUCAGUACUGUGGUGAGGAGCAUUGGGGAACGCUUCAGCCCAAUCCGUGGUCCUCCAAUUACUGAGGCUUAUGUAACAGAUGUUCUGUACAGAGUAAUGAGAUGUGUGACGGCUGCAAACCAAGUGUUUUUUUCUGAGGCUGUGUUGACAGCUGCUAAUGAGUGUGUUGGUGUUUUGCUCGGCAGCUUGGAUCCUAGCAUGACUAUACAUUGUGACAUGGUCAUUACAUAUGGAUUAGAUCAACUGGAGAACUGCCAGACUUGUGGUACAGAUUAUACCAUCUCAGUCUUGAAUUUACUCACAUUGAUUGUUGAACAAAUAAAUACAAAACUACCAUCAUCAUUUGUGGAAAAAUUGUUUAUACCAUCAUCUAAACUACUAUUUUUGCGUUACCAUAAAGAAAAAGAGGUUGUUGCUGUAGCUCAUGCUGUUUAUCAAGCAGUGCUCAGCCUGAAGAAUAUUCCUGUUUUGGAGACUGCCUAUAAGUUAAUUUUGGGAGAAAUGACUUGUGCCCUAAACAGUCUGCUACACAGUCUACAACUUCCUGAUGCCUGUUCUGAAAUAAAACAUGAGGCUUUUAAGAAUCAUGUGUUCAAUGUAGACAAUGCAAAAUUUGUAGUUAUAUUUGACCUCAGUGCUCUGACUACAAUUGGAAAUGCCAAAAACUCGUUGAUUGGGAUGUGGGCACUUUCACCAACUGUCUUUGCCCUCCUGAGUAAGAACCUGAUGGUUGUUCAUAGUGACCUGGCUGUCCACUUCCCGGCUAUUCAGUAUGCAGUGCUCUACACAUUGUACUCCCAUUGCACAAGGCAUGAUCACUUUAUAUCCAGUAGUCUUAGUUCUUCAUCCCCGUCUUUGUUUGAUGGAGCCGUGAUUAGUACUGUAACUACAGCUACAAAAAAACAUUUCUCUAUUAUAUUAAAUCUCCUGGGAAUAUUGCUUAAGAAAGAUAAUCUUAACCAGGACACAAGGAAACUGUUAAUGACUUGGGCUUUGGAAGUGGCUGUUUUAAUGAAGAAAUCUGAAACAUACGCACCUCUGUUUGCUCUUCCAUCUUUCCAUAAAUUUUGUAAAGGCCUUUUAGCUAACACUCUUGUCGAAGAUGUGAAUGUCUGCCUACAGGCGUGUAGCAGUCUACAUGCUUUGUCCUCUUCCUUACCAGAUGACCUUUUACAAAGAUGUGUUGAUGUUUGCCGUGUUCAACUAGUCCAUAGUGGAACUCGUAUUCGACAAGCAUUUGGGAAGCUUUUGAAGUCAAUUCCUUUAGAUGUUGUCCUAAGCAAUAAUAAUCACACAGAAAUUCAGGAAAUUUCUUUAGCAUUAAGAAGCCACAUGAGUAAAGCACCAAGUAACACAUUCCACCCCCAAGAUUUCUCUGAUGUUAUUAGUUUUAUUUUAUAUGGAAACUCUCAUAGAACAGGGAAGGACAAUUGGUUAGAAAGAUUGUUCUAUAGCUGCCAGAGACUGGAUAAGCGUGACCAAUCAGCCAUUCCCCGCAAUCUUCUGAAGACUGAUGCCGUUCUCUGGCAGUGGGCUAUUUGGGAAGCAGCACAGUUCACGGUCCUUUCUAAGUUGAGAACCCCACUGGGCAGAGCUCAAGAUACUUUCCAGACAAUAGAAGGCAUCAUUAGAAGUCUUGCAGCUCACACAUUAAACCCUGAUCAGGAUGUUAGUCAAUGGACAACUGCAGACAACGAUGAAGGGCACAGUAGCAACCAACUCAGACUUGUUCUUCUUCUGCAGUAUCUAGAAAAUUUGGAGAAGUUAAUGUAUAAUGCAUAUGAGGGAUGUGCUAAUGCAUUGACGUCACCUCCCAAGGUCAUUCGGACUUUCUUCUAUACCAAUCGCCAAACCUGUCAAGACUGGCUGACUCGAAUCCGACUCUCUAUCAUGAGAGUUGGAUUGUUGGCAGGUCAGCCUGCUGUGACAGUGAGACAUGGCUUUGACUUGCUUACAGAAAUGAAGACAAACCUAGCUCAGGGAAAUGAAUUAGAAGUAACCAUCAUGAUGGUGGUAGAAGCACUGUGUGAGCUUCAUUGUCCUGAAGCUAUACAGGGAAUUGCUGUCUGGUCAUCUUCAGUUAUUGGAAAAAGUCUUCUGUGGAUUAACUCGGUGGCUCAACAGGCUGAAGGGAGGUUUGAAAAGGCCUCUGUAGAGUACCAGGAGCAUCUGUGUGCCAUGACAGGUGUUGAUUGCUGCAUCUCCAGCUUUGACAAAUCUGUUCUCAGUUUGGCCAAUGCCGGGCGCAACAGUGCCAGCCCCAAACAUUCUCUGAACGGUGAAUCCAGAAAAACUGUGUUGUCCAAACCAACUGACUCUUCCCCUGAAGUUAUAAAUUAUUUGGGAAAUAAAGCCUGUGAGUGCUAUAUUUCAAUUGCGGACUGGGCUGCUGUUCAGGAAUGGCAGAAUGCAAUUCAUGACUUGAAAAAGAGUACCAGCAGUACUUCUCUCAACCUAAAGGCUGAUUUCAACUACAUAAAAUCACUGAGCAGUUUUGAGUCUGGAGAAUUUGUUGAAUGUACUGAGCAAUUAGAAUUGUUACCUGGAGAAAAUAUCAAUCUACUUGCUGGAGGAUCAAAAGAAAAAAUAGAUAUGAAAAAACUGCUCCCUAACAUGUUAAGCCCAGAUCCCAGGGAACUUCAGAAAUCCAUUGAAGUUCAGUUAUUGAGAAGUUCUGUUUGUUUGGCAACUGCUUUAAACCAUAUAGAACAAGAUCAGAAGUGGCAGUCUAUAACUGAAAAUGUGGUAAAAUACUUGAAGCAAACCUCCCGCAUAGCUAUUGGACCCCUGAGACUUUCAACUUUGACGGUUUCACAGUCCCUGCCGGUGUUGAGCACCUUACAGCUGUAUUGCUCUUCUGCUCUGGAGAACACAGUCUCUAACAGACUUUCAACAGAGGACUGUCUUAUUCCACUCUUCAGUGAAGCUUUACGUUCAUGUAAACAGCAUGAUGUGAGGCCAUGGAUGCAGGCUUUACGAUAUACCAUGUACCAGAGUCAGUUGUUGGAGAAAAUAAAAGAACAAACAGUUCCAAUUAGAAGCCAUCUCAUGGAAUUAGGCCUGACAGCAGCAAAAUUUGCUAGAAAACGUGGGAAUGUGUCACUUGCAACAAGACUUCUGGCACAGUGUAGUGAGGUUCAGCUGGGAAAGACAACCACAGCACAGGAUUUAGUCCAGCAUUUUAAAAAACUAUCAACUCAGAGUCAAGUGGAUGAAAAAUGGGGGCCUGAACUUGAUAUUGAAAAGACCAAAUUGCUAUAUACAGCAGGCCAGUCAACACAUGCAAUGGAAAUGUUGAGUUCUUGUGCCAUAUCUUUUUGCAAGUCUGCCAAAGCUGAAUAUGCAGUUGCCAAGUCAAUUCUGACACUGGCUAAAUGGAUCCAGGCAGAAUGGAAAGAAAUUUCAGGGCAGCUGAAACAGGUUUACAGAGCUCAGCAACAGCAGAACUUCUCAGGUCUCUCUACUUUGUCUAAAAACAUACUAACAUUAAUAGAAUUGCCAUCUGUUAAUACAGUGGAAGAAGAGUAUCCUAGGAUUGAGAGUGAAUCUACAGUUCAUAUUGGAGUUGGAGAACCUGACUUCAUUUUGGGACAGUUGUAUCAUCUGUCUUCAGUACAAGCACCUGAAGUAGCAAAAUCGUGGGCUGCUUUGGCUAGUUGGGCUUAUAGGUGGGGCAGAAAGGUGGUCGACAAUGCAAGCCAGGGAGAAGGUGUACGUCUGCUGCCUAGAGAAAAAUCUGAAGUUCAAAAUCUGCUUCCAGACACUAUAACUGAAGAAGAAAAAGAGAGAAUAUAUAGUAUUCUUGGACAGGCUGUGUGUCGGCCAGCAGGGAUUCAGGAUGAGGAUAUAACGCUUCAGAUAACAGAAAGUGAAGAUAAUGAGGAAGAUGACAUGGUUGAUGUUAUCUGGCGUCAGUUAAUAUCAAGCUGCCCAUGGCUUUCAGAACUUGAUGAAAGUGCAACAGAAGGCGUUAUCAAAGUGUGGAGGAAGGUCGUAGAUAGAAUAUUCAGCUUGUACAAACUGUCUUGCAGUGCAUAUUUUACUUUCCUUAAACUCAAUGCUGGCCAGAUUCCUUUAGAUGAAGAUGACCCCAGGUUACAUUUAAGUCCUCGAGCAGAGCAGAGCACUGAUGAUGUGAUUGUGAUGGCUACGCUGAGACUGCUCCGGCUGCUGGUGAAACAUGCGGGUGAACUUCGGCAGUACCUGGAGCACGGCCUGGAAACGACGCCCACUGCUCCGUGGAGAGGGAUUAUUCCACAGCUUUUCUCACGCUUAAACCAUCCUGAAGUGUAUGUGCGCCAAAGUAUUUGUAACCUUCUCUGUCGUGUGGCUCAGGAUUCCCCGCAUCUCAUCCUGUACCCUGCGAUAGUGGGCACCAUAUCACUUAGUAGUGAGUCGCAGGCUUCAGGAAAUAAAUUUUCUUCUGCAAUUCCAACUUUACUUGGCAAUAUUCAAGGAGAAGAAUUGCUCGUUUCUGAAUGUGAGGGAGGAAGUCCUCCUGCUUCUCAGGAUAGCAGUAAGGAUGAACCCAAAAGUGGAUUAAAUGAAGACCAAGCUAUGAUGCAAGACUGUUACAGCAAAAUUGUAGAUAAGCUGUCUUCUGCAAACCCAACUAUGGUGUUACAGGUUCAGAUGCUUGUGGCUGAGCUGCGCAGGGUCACUGUUCUCUGGGACGAGCUCUGGUUGGGAGUUUUGUUACAGCAGCACAUGUAUGUCCUAAGACGAAUUCAGCAGCUUGAAGAUGAGGUGAAAAGAGUCCAAAACAACAACACUCUACGCAAAGAAGAGAAAAUUGCAAUUAUGCGAGAGAAGCACACAGCUUUGAUGAAGCCCAUUGUGUUUGCUUUGGAGCACGUGAGGAGCAUCACAGCAGCCCCCGCAGAAACACCUCAUGAAAAGUGGUUUCAGGAUAACUAUGGUGAUGCAAUUGAAAAUGCCCUGGAAAAACUGAAGACACCAUCAAACCCUGCAAAGCCUGGAAGCAGCUGGAUUCCAUUUAAAGAGAUAAUGCUGAGUUUGCAGCAGAGAGCACAGAAACGUGCAAGUUACAUCUUGCGUCUUGAAGAGAUCAGUCCAUGGCUGGCUGCCAUGACUAAUACUGAAAUUGCCCUUCCUGGAGAGGUCUCAGCCAGAGACACUGUCACAAUCCACAGUGUGGGCGGAACCAUCACAAUCUUACCUACCAAAACCAAGCCAAAGAAACUCCUCUUUCUUGGAUCAGAUGGGAAGAGCUAUCCUUACCUUUUCAAAGGACUGGAGGAUUUACAUCUAGAUGAACGAAUAAUGCAGUUCCUGUCGAUUGUGAACACCAUGUUUGCUACCAUCAAUCGCCAGGAAACACCCCGUUUCCAUGCCCGGCACUACUCUGUAACACCACUUGGAACACGGUCGGGGCUUAUCCAGUGGGUGGAUGGAGCCACGCCCUUAUUUGGACUUUACAAACGAUGGCAACAGCGAGAAGCUGCCUUACAGGCACAAAAGGCUCAAGAUUCCUACCAAACUCAGAAUCCUGGAAUUGUACCCCGACCUAGUGAACUUUACUAUAGUAAAAUUGGUCCUGCUUUGAAAGCAGUUGGACUUAGUCUGGAUGUGUCCAGACGGGAUUGGCCUCUUCAUGUAAUGAAGGCAGUGUUAGAGGAACUGAUGGAGGCCACACCCCCAAAUCUCCUUGCUAAAGAACUUUGGUCAUCUUGCACCACACCUGAUGAAUGGUGGAGAGUCACACAGUCUUAUGCCAGAUCUACUGCAGUCAUGUCUAUGGUUGGAUACAUCAUUGGCCUUGGAGAUAGACAUCUGGAUAAUGUUCUUAUAGAUAUGACAACUGGAGAGGUGGUUCACAUAGAUUACAAUGUUUGCUUCGAGAAAGGUAAAAGCCUUAGAGUUCCUGAGAAAGUACCUUUUCGAAUGACACAGAACAUUGAAACAGCUUUGGGUGUAACUGGAGUAGAAGGUGUUUUUAGGCUUUCGUGUGAGCAGGUACUGCACAUUAUGCGGCGUGGCAGGGAGACCCUGCUGACCUUGUUGGAGGCCUUUGUGUACGACCCCCUGGUGGACUGGACAGCUGGGGGCGAGGCUGGCUUUGCUGGUGCUGUCUAUGGUGGGGGUGGCCAGCAGGCCGAGAGCAAACAGAGCAAGAGAGAGAUGGAACGCGAAAUCACCCGCAGUCUCUUUUCAUCCAGAGUGGCUGAAAUUAAGGUGAAUUGGUUUAAGAAUAGGGAUGAGAUGCUAAUUGUGCUUCCUAAGCUGGACAGCAGCUUAGAUGAGUACCUAAGCUUGCAAGAGCAACUGACAGAUGUUGAGAAACUACAGGGCAAGUUGCUGGAAGAAAUAGAGUUUCUGGAAGGAGCAGAAGGAGUAGACCAUCCUUCCCACACUCUGCAACACAGGUAUUCUGAGCACACUCAACUGCAGACUCAACAAAGGACUGUUCAGGAAGCAAUCCAGGUGAAGCUGAAUGAAUUUGAACAGUGGAUAACACAGUACCAGGCUGCAUUCAAUAAUCUAGAAGCAACACAGCUUGCAAGUUUGCUUCAGGAGAUUAGCACACAAAUGGAUCUUGGUCCUCCAAGCUAUGUGCCAGCCACAGCCUUCCUGCAGAACGCUGGCCAGGCGCACUUGAUCAGCCAGUGUGAGCAACUGGAGGGGGAGGUCGGUGCUCUUCUGCAGCAGAGGCGCUCGGUGCUCCGGGGCUGUCUGGAACAGCUGCACCACUAUGCAACGGUAGCCCUGCAGUAUCCAAAGGCCAUAUUUCAGAAACAUCGAAUUGAGCAAUGGAAGACCUGGAUGGAAGAGCUCAUCUGCAACACCACAGUAGAACGCUGUCAAGAACUCUACAGGAAAUAUGAAAUGCAGUAUGCUCCUCAGCCACCCCCAACAGUGUGUCAGUUCAUCACUGCCACUGAAAUGACCCUCCAGCGGUAUGCCGCAGACAUAAACAGUAGACUUAUUAGACAAGUGGAACGCUUGAAACAGGAAGCUGUCACCGUACCUGUUUGUGAAGAUCAGUUGAAAGAAAUUGAACGUUGCAUUAAAGUUUUCCUUCAUGAAAAUGGAGAAGAAGGAUCUUUGAGCCUUGCCAGUGUUAUUAUUUCUGCCCUUUGCACCCUUACAAGGCGUAACCUUAUGAUGGAAGGCGCUGCCUCAAGUGCCGGAGAGCAGCUGGUUGAUCUGACUUCUCGGGACGGAGCCUGGUUCUUAGAAGAGCUCUGCAGUAUGAGCGGAAAUGUCACUUGCCUGGUUCAGUUACUGAAACAGUGCCACCUGGUGCCACAGGACUUGGACAUCCCAAACCCCAUGGAAGCUUCUGAAGCAGUUCAUUUAGCAAAUGGAGUAUAUACCUCACUUCAGGAAUUAAAUUCAAAUUUCCGGCAAAUCAUAUUUCCAGAAGCACUUAGAUGUUUAAUGAAAGGAGAAUACACAUUAGAAAGUAUGCUUCAUGAACUGGACAGUCUUAUUGAGCAGACAACUGAUGGCGUUCCCCUGCAGACUCUAGUGGAAUCUCUUCAAGCCUAUUUAAGAAACGCUGCUAUGGGACUCGAGGAAGAAACACAUGCUCAUUACAUCGAUGUUGCCAGAAUACUUCAUGCUCAGUAUGGUGAAUUAAUCCAACCAAGAAAUGGUUCAGUUGAUGAAACACCAAAAAUGUCAGCGGGCCAGAUGCUCUUGGUAGCAUUUGAUGGCAUGUUUGCCCAAGUUGAAACUGCUUUUGGCUUGUUAGUUGAAAAGUUAAACAAGAUGGAAAUUCCUGUAGCUUGGAGAAAGAUUGACAUUAUAAGGGAAGCCAGGAGUACCCAAGUCAAUUUUUUUGAUGAUGAUAAUCACCGUCAGGUGCUAGAAGAGAUUUUCUUCCUAAAAAGACUACAGACAAUUAAGGAGUUCUUCAGGCUUUGCGGUACCUUUUCCAAAACUUUGUCAGGGUCAAGUUCACUUGAAGAUCAGAAUACUGUGAACGGACCUGUACAGAUGGUCAAUGUGAAAACCCUGUUUAGAAACUCUUGUUUCAGUGAAGACCAAAUGGCCAAACCUAUAAAGGCAUUCACAGCUGACUUUGUGAGGCAGCUCUUGAUUGGACUACCAAACCAAGCCCUGGGACUCACGCUUUGCAGUUUUAUCAGUGCUCUGGGUGUAGACAUCAUUGCUCAAGUGGAGGCGAAGGAUUUUGGUGCCGAGAGCAAAGUUUCUGUCGAUGAUCUGUGUAAGAAAGCUGUGGAGCACAACAUCCAGAUUGGGAAGUUCUCCCAGUUGGUCAUGAACAGGGCAACUGUGUUAGCAAGUUCUUAUGAUACUGCCUGGAAGAAGCAUGAUUUGGUGCGCAGGUUGGAGACCAGUAUUUCUUCUUGUAAGACAAGCCUGCAGCGUGUUCAGCUGCAUAUUGCCAUGUUUCAAUGGCAGCAUGAAGAUCUUCUCAUCAAUAGACCACAGGCCAUGUCAGUCACGCCUCCCCCUCGGUCUGCCAUCCUAACCAGCAUGAAAAAGAAACUCCAUACUCUGAGUCAGAUUGAAAGUUCAAUGGUCACAGUUCAGGACAAACUAGCAGCUCUUGAAGCAAGCAUUGAACAGCGACUCAAGUGGGCAGGUGGUGCCAACCCUGCACUAGCACCUGUGCUACAAGAUUUUGAAGCAACAAUAGCAGAAAGACGAAAUCUUGUCCUUAAAGAAAGUCAAAGAGCAAGCCAGGUCACUUUCCUCUGCAGCAAUAUCAUUCAUUUCGAAAGUUUACGAACUAGAACUGCAGAUGCCUUAAACCUGGAUGCUGCGUUAUUUGAACUAAUCAAACGCUGUCAGCAAAUGUGUUCAUUUGCAUCCCAGUUUAACAGUUCGGUCUCUGAGUUGGAGCUUCGUUUACUACAGAGAGUGGACACCAGUCUUGAACACCCUAUUGGCAGCUCUGAAUGGCUUUUGUCAGCCCACAAACAAUUGACCCAAGAUAUGUCUACACAGAGGGCAAUUCAAACAGAGAAAGAGCAGCAGAUAGACACGGUCUGUGAGACAAUUCAGAAUCUUGUUGAUAAUAUAAAGACUGUGCUCACUGGUCAUAACCGGCAACUUGCAGAUGUUAAACAUCUACUGAAAGCAAUGGCUAAGGAUGAAGAAGCUGCUCUGGCAGAUGGUGAAGAUGUUCCCUAUGAGAACAGUGUUAGGCAGUUCUUGAGUGAAUAUAAAUCAUGGCAAGACAAUAUUCAGACGGUGCUGUUUACAUUAGUUCAGGCUAUGGGUCAGGUUCGAAGUCAAGAACAUGUUGAAAUGCUUCAGGAAAUAACUCCCACCUUGAAAGAACUGAAAACACAAAGUCAGAGUAUCUAUAAUAAUUUAGUGAGUUUUGCAUCACCCUUAGUCACCGAUGCAACAAAUGAAUGUUCAAGUCCAACGUCAUCUGCUACUUAUCAGCCAUCCUUUGCUGCAGCAGUCCGGAGCAACACUGGCCAGAAGACUCAGCCUGAUGUCAUGUCACAGAAUGCUAGAAAGCUGGUUCAGAAAAAUCUUGCUACAUCAGCAGAUACUCCACCAAGCACCAUUCCAGGAACUGGCAAGAGUGUUGCUUGUAGUCCUAAAAAGGCCGUCAGAGACCCUAAGACUGGGAAAGCUGUGCAAGAGAGAAAUUCAUAUGCAGUCAGUGUGUGGAAGAGAGUGAAAGCCAAGUUAGAGGGCCGAGAUGUUGAUCCAAAUAGGAGGAUGUCAGUUGCUGAACAGGUUGACUAUGUCAUUAAGGAAGCAACUAAUCUAGAUAACUUGGCUCAGCUGUAUGAAGGUUGGACAGCCUGGGUGUGAAUGGCAAGACAGUAGAUGAGUCUGGUUAAGCGAGGUCAGACAUCCACCAGAAUCAACUCAGCCUCAGGCAUCCAAAGCCACACCACAGUCGGUGGUGAUGCAACUGGGGGUUACUCUGAGGAAACCUAGGAAAUCUCGGUGCGCUACGAAGUGAAUCCUGCAGGACAGCUGCACUCAGGGAUACGCCCAACACCAUGGCCUGCAACCCCAGGGUCAAGGGUGAAAGAAAGAAAGCUCACCGCCUGAACACGGAGAUUGUCUUUCUGCCACAGAACAGCUGCAAACGUGUCAGGAGGUUAGCUGCAGAAAGAAAUCGGGAUGUCGCGGAGCACAGAGUGAUUUGGAACUCCAUUCCACCUGACCCUGUGUGUACAAUCCAGGAAAAAACCCCGCUCAGAAACAGAGAAUACUGGGGCCGAGAAGAAAUCACAGCCAAGGAAGAUUUGAUGCAUUCAGAUUCUAGUGUAACACUUGUUGCUUGGCAACAAUACUGGUUGGGUUGACCAGUAAGUACAAACAGGCUGAGAUAUGAAUUUCAGAAAUGGACUGAAAACGGAGAGCUAUGUAACAGAAACACUACAUUGGAAGGACUUCUGAAAUGAAGGGAAAAAAACAAAACAACCCAUCCUUCUCCCCAACCCUCCUCCACUACCCACUGCCCUUUUACCUGAUAUAGAUUAGCCAUCUCUCAAACUCAUUUUUGUUUCAAUCCUUAUAUUUCUUAUUCUUUGCUCUCAGUGCUGUUAACAGCUUACAUUUGGAGUGAUAAACAGAAAUUUCUCCAAAACCAUCAAUAACAUGGGAAAUUCUGGGAUUGUUUAAAGGUCUGAUGAUCACAUACAAAAUGUAAUUCUGGUUAUUUAAGUUAUUUCUGUGAUUCUAUCAUGUACAGUUUCCAGAAUUGUCACUGUGCAUUCAAAAGUAAUGAAUCUAACAAACAUUUGAUUUAAUGUACACUCCCUUUGCUGAUAGUGUGCAUUUUUGGGAAGUCAUUCAAAUUUUCCCUCUUCUGUGAUUGCUGUAGUUUCUUUCAUAGAAAAUAGCUAAUUCAAUGUAAUCUUUUACCUUUUUAAAAGCCAGGAUAGAGUAUCUAUUAGAGUUUUACAUUGUUGAUGACAGAUUAACAAUAAAGUGAUGUUCUGGUGGAGGUAGAGUGAAAUGUUUUUUAAUUCAGUUUCCUAAUUUGAUACUUAAUUUUACUUUACAAGGUGAUACUUUUCAUUUUCAAAGUGUAAAUUAUCCUUUUGAUUUACAGACUGUAAAUUAUCCUUUUGAUUUACAGUCUGUAAAUUAAAAGUGCUUUCAUUUACCUGGCAUUUUAGGACAUGUACAUGAAACAUCAGCAAAAAUGAGAACCACCACCAUCUUUUAUUAGGUUCAGUUACUAGUCUGUGAAGUACUUUUUGUACAAUUUCUAUAGUUUGCUGUUUAGUAAUUCAUUGUGAGUUCAUGAUCAAGGUUUCCUUAAAUUAUCACUGCAUUUCAGUACUGACCUUGUAAAUUCAAUUGUUGGUCCAAAAUAAAAAUCCAGACUAGGAUUCCUAAAAUCAUCUAUCAGCACAAACUAAAAUACAGUUAAAAAUCUUCUGUACAUUUUUCUUAACCUGCAUUUUAGAAAUUAGAACUGUAAUUGCUUUCUAGUUACCAGUCUUCACAGACACACAAAAUGUGUUAAGGAUGAAUUCCACAUAGCUCUGAUCUUUUCUGUAUUCUAUGCCACAUUAUAAUCUUUAAAUACCUACAACAGAAUGCACUUCAGUAUCAGUGAUUUUUUUUAAAACUGUUUUGACAAGUAUUGCAAGAGUGGUGGUAUUUUUAAAUACCCAUGUGUCGUCUAGUAGUAAGUUAAGGAAACUCAUGCAUCAACUUUUAUUUUCUUCAUCUUGAGCCUCAUUUUCACAAUCAAAACUUAGCUGGAAUAAUAAUGCCAUAUUGUAUUUUGCACUCUGCUUUAUUUCCUAAAGACAGUGGGAGCAUUCAUCACUUGAUUACCUCUGCUCUCUUAAGAUUAAACAGGUUUUUCACAACAUUCUUUAUUGUCCCAGGAAAAACUUUUGUCACAAUGAUUAAAAAAACCAGUUCACAUUAGUUUGUUCUCUCUAGAUGGUAUUUAGAAAUUAGUUCCUCUUUGAUAAAGAAGAUAAGUGGAUUUUAUUGCCUGUGAAUUUUAGGUUUCAGAGGUACCUGGCAAAAAUACAUGCCUCUGGUAAAUUAUCUACCACUUUUGUUGUAAAAUGGUCCCUCAGAGAAUAGUGUGGCAUAUAAGUAUUUGGUUCAGGGCAGAUAAGAAUAAUUGAUGACUUCAAAUCUUAAUCUUUGCUGCACUCUGGGCUAUGAGACCCUCCUCUGUAGGGUUUGGCUUUCUCUGGGAAGUCAUUCUCAAAGGCGCUUUAUCAUUUUGAACUGUUGUAAGAAACCUCAAUAGUUAGCAAUUUUAUCAGUGGGUAAAAGGCUCUAGUGGUAGAGCAAAUUGAAGAUGGCGCUAUAUUUUGGGGAUCACCCUGUAAAAUAAUGGAAAGCUUAAGAGUGCUGUAGUUAGUAAUACAUUUAUGGUGAUACAAAGUACCUGUGGAGAACCAGGGAAUCUGCUCUUCUCUCAGAUUCGGGGGGUACCGAAUAACCUACAAACCACCUCUUCUUCAAAGUACCCCCUGGAAACUGAGGUUUCUCUUGUGUUUUUGUCUUUAAUUUGCUAAAUAAAAUUGCCUGACUUUAGUUGCUAUCUCUGCGAAGCUGUGGAGGUUUAGAAGUUCUUGGAGCUGCCUGUAGCCUGUUUCUUUGGUGUGUCUUAACUAUAUCUGGUCAUGAGUUCUUUAUAGUUUGCUAGAUAAUUAGGUUCUUUUGUGUCUGACACUUGCAGUUUUUCACAUAUGUGAGAAUUGAUAAUCAAGCUCUUGAUCUGUUUCCCUGAAUUGCUUUUUUAGUGCCCUAACCCCAGGUUUAGGGUGAGGGUUUGUAUUACAAAGAAAAACUUCCAUCACUCUGCCCUUAACACUUGCCUCUAUUACCUAAGCUUAGUUAGUAGUUAAUAUUGUCCCGUGUUUGGUGUUAUCUGCAUUUUUUUUAAUGUGGUUUUUCUGAUGUGUGAAAUUUAAGGAAAGAGCCAUUUUAAAAUGCCAAGCAGGGCAAUGCAAGUACAGCCAAAUAUUAGAGUUGAUGUGCAAUCUUAGGUCAUUUUAAACCCGGGGUAUUAUAGGCAGUACUUUGAAACAGAGUCUUCCUGGCCUAUUUUCCUCCACAUAUUUGUAAUUACGCUGGGGGCUUACUUUUUUGGCAGUACUAAAAUCAAGGGAGCUGGUUCUUCUUUUCUCUUUCUCUGAUUCUUUUCAUAUUAAACCACCUACAGUUAACCUGUUAGUCCAAUUCAUAUACAUUAAAAAUCAGUGAAUGCUUUGUUAGCACAGUUAAGUAUCUUACACAAAAUUAGUUAAUGAAAACCAAUAGCCUUCCAUUCUGUAACUUGUGGAGCUUGCAAAAUGCCAGUAAUUUAGAGCUAAGGCAUCCCUCUUGCUUAAAAGGGUAGAUAGGAUGUAUUAAUGUGAGUUUCACGAAAAGAAGGUAUUUUGUUUUCAGUGUUUGGGUUGUACUAAAGAUUUCAUAAUGAGGGGAAAGUUAGCAUUCCAAAACUUUAUGCUGGGGGAAGAGGAAAUUAAAUUCACUGUAUUAUGAACCUCUAAGGGUUUGUUGCACUUUUCCUGCUUUGUAGGCCUGGGUAAUAGUCUCACCAUCCCUUAUCUACCAGGGCACGGUUCAAGGUGGUCUCUUGCUUUCAGUGGGAACUGGGCUGGGCUUACCUAGGGAAAAAGCUGUUGUGCUAAUGUGAAAAUGUCAUACAAUUGGCUGAACUUUUGAAGAUGGUAAGCUUAAGGAAUUGCAUGUUGUUCCGAAAUGCAGACUUUUUUUUUUUUUUUUUCGAAACAAGCUGAUUUUUUUUUCUCUUCCUGACUUAAGUUUCAGCUCCCAUUAAAAGUUCUUAUGUCAGUUAUUUUUCUGGUUUAAAUUUCCCUUGCAUUUCCACCUGUCAUGUCCAUGGCAGUGACAUACUUCACUUACCUGUUUAUUUACUUUACCUUUCUUAUAACAGCAAAUUAAGUUGAAAACUGAAUCUUCCUUGUCCUAGUAACAUUGUAUAAAAAAGUGACUUCUCUGUACAAAGGUUGCAAUGCCUCCUGAUGGAUAUAAUUUUGUGAUUGUAUUUAAGAUUAAAAGUUGAAUAAAUCACACCAGCUUCCUGAAAAUGUUCAUGAUGCAUCUUUUUGAAAACAAAAAUACAUGCCUACUUUGUGCAUAUUUGCAUUAAUGUGGCAAAGAUUGUAUGAAAUACCUGUUUUUCAAAAAAUAAACGUCUCA